AUGAAGAACAAUGGUUUCAAACAGUGCAACUCCGAUCAUACUCUGUUCUUGAAACAUCGGAAAGGGAAGGUAACAGCAUUAAUAAUUUAUGUUGAUGAUAUGAUUAUUACUGGGAAUGAUAAACAGGAAAUAUCACAGCUACAAGACUAUCUGGCUAUAGAGUUUGAGAUGAAGGAUCUAGGUGGACUUAAGUAUUUCUUGGGAAUUGAGGUGACUCGAUCGCAGCAAGGCAUAUUUCUCUCUCAAAGGAAAUAUGUCUUGGACUUGUUGACAGACACAGGAAUGCUAGAUUGCAAGCCUGCGGACACUCCUAUUGUUCAGAAUCAUCAUCUUGGAGAAUAUCCGGAUCAAGUUCCAACUCACAAAGAAAGAUACCAAAGGUUAGUGGGAAGAUUGAUCUAUUUGUCACAUACUCGACCAGACAUUGCUUAUGCAGUGAGCGUUGUCAGUCAAUUUAUGCACUCUCCAAGUGAAUACCACAUGAAUGCAAUUCUUCGGAUAGUUAGAUAUUUGAAGUCUGCACCUGGAAAAGGACUUAUGUUCUCAAAGCAUGGUCAUCUAAAUAUUGAUGGUUAUUCAGAUGCAGAUUGGGCAUGUAAUGUAACAGAUAGAAAAUCCACAUCGGGUUACUUCACAUUCGUGGGAGGUAAUUUGGUGACAUGGAGGAGCAAGAAACAUAAUGUAGUAGCUUUAUCCAGUGCAGAAGCCGAGUUCAGAGGCAUGACUAAAGGGAUUUGUGAACUUCUUUGGUUAAGAAAGUUGCUUACUGAAUUUGGGUAUAAACCUACAUCUACAAUGAAUCUCUUUUGUGACAACAAGGCUGCUAUAGCCAUUGCACAGAAUUCGGUUCAGCAUGAUCGUACUAAACAUGUUGAGGUGGAUCGACACUUCAUCAAACAGAAGCUUGAGGCUAAAGUAUUUCAGUUUCCUUUUGUGAAAUUCGAGGAUCAAUUGGCGGAUAUUUUGACAAAGGCGAUCUCCAGUAAAGCAUUCCACAAUUCACUGGAUCAGUUGGGCAUUGGCGACAUCUAUGCCCAUUCAGGUUUCGUUGUAUUAUAA
This is a messenger RNA of Prunus armeniaca (apricot), 1059 nucleotides long. NCBI's taxonomy places the organism in Eukaryota, Viridiplantae, Streptophyta, Magnoliopsida, Rosales, Rosaceae. The record is from the annotation of a GenBank genome assembly.